CACAAAGCAGUUAGCUUUGAUUUGAUUUCUCUAGACGGAGCUUUCUUGCUUACAAUUUCGCUUGUGCCACGUAACCGCAACCGCCAAGAAUCGGUUCGAGCUUUCCGAGAUAUUCGAUCGGUCCUGCCUGCAAACACCUCACUAUGAAAGGUGAAAACAGCGUACUUACAAUUCGGUUUAUUCUUUUGUCCGAGCGCAUGAGAAAGAAGAAGAACUCUAGCCAUCCACGACCGCAUGAUAAAGACGACAUCGGUUUUUUUGUUUCUGAUCUUCUCACGUUUUGUUGGUUUUCAGAGGUCGAGAGUCGGAGUAAGUAGUUUGCAGUGCAGUUAGCAGUUUUUUCUAUUUAGUACAAUUUGAUUCUGAACCCAUCAUGACACCUCCAGUGGCCCAAAUUUGGCUCCGCGAUUAAACUUAACUUUCACAUUAAUAUUUUCUCUGUACUACAAUUGUAAUUGAUCUCGCAGUGUCGUGUAUAGUAUACAGCACUGUAGUCUUCGUAGUUCUACUUUCUCAUUUCAUCUUCCCGAAAGACCACCUAAAAAUUUUCGCCCACUUCUGAGCCCCCCUUCCAAGCCCAUCAGCACAAACCAUGUCGAAGCCCGCCACGUUCGAGCCGAUGCAGUGGUCGAAGCCGGUGAUGACCGACUUGCGCCGCGAGCGUCGCCGCGCGAACUUUGACAUUUGGGACUUGACCCAGUUGAUUUACGGUGGCCAGGAGAAUUUGAAGAAAGUUGAGGACCAGGUCAAGCUCGUCAUGGCGGAGCCCCGCCUGCAAGCAGACGACCUCUGGUACAUCAACCGGCAAGAGCGGUACUACCGAGCCUGCGAACGAGCGCGGAUUUUCGUGAAGAUUGUGCGCGAGAACCGCAUUCCGUUCGAGGAAAGGGGGCCGCUGGAGAUGCUGCUGGGCGAAGACUUGUUCAUCUUACUGCACGACGUCAUGUUCCUCCCCUCGUUGAUCAAUUUGGCGGACGAAGAGCAGCAGUCCUGGUGGCUGGAGAAGGCGCUCAACUACGAAUACGUCGGUAUUAUAUGGGAUAGAAAAAUUUGUGAUGCUGGUGCCGAUGAAACAAGGGUCUGCUUCGUCAUGCCAUCUUCCAGUGGCUCUACUUUCAGUAGACGUCUUUCAAUUAUGAUUUGGGUUGCAUAAAUUUGAAAAAUCUCCAUAGCUAAAAUCAUCGUUAAAAAAUUUGUUUUUGUUUCAGGUACCUACGCCCAAACCGAGUUGACCCACGGGUCGAACGUGCGCGGGAUGGGGACCCAGGCAGUCUGGGACGGGACUUUGUACAACGGUGACGGCGGGUGGCGGGUGCACACCCCGUCGCUGGAAGCGAUGAAGUGGUGGCCCGGCGGGAUGGCCAAGAGUUGCAACUGCGUCAUUUUGAUGGCCCGGGUGAUCAUCAAGGGGAAGGAUUACGGACCCCAUCCAUUCUUCUUUCAGGUGGAACAACCGUCAGAUUUUUGUCGUAAUUUUGCGGUAAUAGAUUGAUUCGUUACUGCUUUGUGAUGCACGUGAUCUACUAACUUCCAGCAGACGACAAGGCAUUGGUACUAUACUUUUUUGUGAACAACAAGAAGAUGAUGCAAGAGUUCAUUACAACCGUCGAAAACUAUUCCCCAGAUCCGCGACUGGAACACGCACGCGACGCUCCCUGGUUUGGAGCUCCGUGACAUCGGGCAGAAGCUGGGCUAUAACGGCAUGGACAACGGGGGCUUGUACAUUACCGAAGCUAUCAUCCCCCGACGAAACUUGUUAAUGAAGUUUGUGAACGUCGUAUCCUAUGUAAAAACGCCCCCACCUCCCCAUUGUUGUAAUGCAAGGCUUCAUGCUGAAAACGUUUCUCAUGCGGAGCCCCAUGACAGCCAUUUUCUAAUGCUAUCUGGUACUUUGUCAUGCUGGAAUCAGGAUAAGGUAGCCAAAUUGUCAUGCGGCUGCACAACUAGCUACCCCAGGGUUACACUACGAACCCAAACUUGUCAUGCUCGACAGCCAAAACUUGGGGAUGUGUGUUGCAGAUUUGACAACUUGACUCUGUGGUGGGGACGUUUUUACAAAGGAUACGUGGACCGGGACGGGAACUACAAAAAAGUCGGCAACCAAAAGAUGCUGUUCGGCACCAUGACCUACACACGCUUGAAAAUCUCCUCCUCCUCUGGCGUGCACUUAGCGAAAGCGGUCACCACCGCCGUCCGCUACUCCGCGGUGCGCAGGCAGUUUCAGAUGCAGCGGGUCCAACUCGGGUCAGACGACCACUCUGCCAAUUUCGGGGAGGAAAACGUUGUGUCCCAGCUGCAAAAGAUCACCAAACCAAGCAAGCGGAGCGAGGCACAGGUACUAUAAAAGUGAAGAGCAUGUUCAUGUUGAUAUCAUGUGUCUGCAUAAGCAUGAUGAAUGUGAAUUGAAUCUGGUGAUAUGCAGCAGUUCUUGGUAGUUCGAGUCAAGUCUUUUGGUUUAUUUCUCCCAUUUCUGCAUGAUCCGCAACCGCAUCACAAAUUCACAAAAGCAUCCUACUUCUAGAUCCUCGACUAUUCCAGUCAGCAGUUCCUGAUUUUCCCCCAGCUGGCGCUCUCCUUCGCGUUGCACUUCUCAGGGUUGAUGGCGGGGAAACUGUAUGACAUCGCAAUUAGGGAAUUCCGGGGCAACAAAUUUGACAAGCUGCAGGAAAUGCACUGUCUGACCUCCACGUUAAAAGCGGUGAACACUAUAUCAACUGUAAAAAUUUCUGGGUCUGGAAAGGUGGAACUUGUAAUGCUAACUUUGGACUCUAAAAAAAUCUGUAUUGCAUGACCAGCAAGAGGAGCCACAUUUGUGCUACGCAAGGAGGGCAUUUGUCAUGCGGAAAUGGCAUCAGAUAGCUUUCCAAAAAUCUGUGAUGCUGGGUCAUGCAUUACAAGCAUCAUGGGUCACGCCAGACAAGCAUGACAAGCCUUCCAUUCUUCCAGACCCAGACAUUUUUGCAUUUGAUACACCAUGCUGGCGGUCGAUGGCAUGGAACAGUGCCGGAAGUCUAUCAUUUGUAAAAACGUCCCCUCCACCCCAGAGUUGUAAUGCAAAUGUGCAUGCAUAAAAUGUUUCUCAUGCGAAGCCCCAUGAGAAGCAGUUUAUAGUGGUGCUUUGAGAUUUGUCAUGCUCAAAUCAGCAUGCUGCACUAGAUCUGCGAUGCUGCUGCACUAGCUAAACAGGAUGACACUACGAGGACAAACUUGUCAUGCGAAACAACUGAAGCUGGUCGAUUUGUCUAGCAGAUUUCCCAUCUUGACUCGGGUGUGGGGACGAUUUUACUCAGGAUAAAGUCCCUCGGAGGCCACGGGUACCUGAACUGCGCGGGGGUCGGCCCGAAUACCAUGUCCGUUUUGCCGCAGGCCACGUAUGAGGGCGAUUUUGUGGUGCUCAGUAUCCAGGUAUAUCAUGAUGAAUCUCGAGUGUUAUUGAACGUAACAUUCAUCGUUGAUCUUUGAUGUAGUUGGAAAAUAAAUGUUGUGGGUCAAUUGUCCUUAAAUGCAUGAUAUCUCCGGGUGGGUCGAUGCUUGUGAUAGACGAAACUAUUGCGCUCGCUCGUAAAAGUAAAUUUCUCAUCUUCAUAUCCCAAACUACAUCCAGGUUGGCCAAGUGCUCCUCGGCGCUGUGACCGCAAAAAUGAUGAAGGGCAAGAAGACGAAUCCGCACACUCCCCUCCUCCAGUACAUUUACGACUUCGAUCCCAUGGCGGAGCACAAGCCCCCGACGGUCGACGAACUGGAGGAGCAGAAAUUGCUCGAGAACCACGAUUUCCUGUUUGACUGCCUCAAGCGCCGUGCCAACUGGAUGCACUACAGUACGGCGGAAGUUUUUCAGGAGGCGGUCAUGGCCGCGGGCGGGAAAAUCGGACCGAAUACACUGGAUGAGGUACUCCAACGGAUAUACGUAUUUGGAAGAACAAAGUCUUUGAUUUUGUCAUUUUUACUCCCUGGAGGCAACAACACAAGCACUGCUUCUACGCGACAAAGACUACUACACGUACAUCGAAAACCAGCAAAUGGGUUCUUUCUCAACAUGCAAAGUCGGUAAAUACACAUACAGAACGAUCUCGAUCUUCACAAAAAACAAAUGCCAAAAACGUUUUUCAUUCCUGAACACAGGUAAAGAUCGAGAUGAUGCGCAUGACCUACUCCCACGCCUACGUGAUGUACGCGUUGGCCUUCCGCGAGACCCUGGCCGAGGCGUCCAAGACCGUGCAGACCGCGCUCAACCCCUUGUACCAGCUCUACUGCCUCACCGUGAUCGAUUCCGGGUACGACAAGGGCGGCGGUCUGGGCGACUUCAUCGCCUGCGGGGCGCUGCCCGGGGGGGACCGGAAGAUCUCGGCUUUAAUCACGAAGGAGAUCAAGAAGUGUUUGCAAAUGAUCCGGCCCCAGGCCGUCGCGUUGGUGGACGGAUGGAACUUUAUCGCAAGAAAAAAGUGUUGCAGUUACACAUGGUGUUGCAGGCCAAGCAAGACAGACAAGCUCUGUCAUGCCGGAUAUGCAUAGCAGCCUCGUUUCAUAGGUGUUUUCCCGUAGGAUUUCUGCAUUACAAGUUUUCUCUCUCAUCCAGAGAAAUUUGUGUUGCUAAACUGACUCUAAAUGUGUAACUGCGGCACUCUUUUCGUUGGAUAAACUUCCCGGACUUUUUAUUGAACUCCGUGUUGGGCAGAUACGACGGUAAUAUUAUUUUUCACGUAUUUGUUAGUUCUUCACAAAAUCUUGUGCUGUUCAGUUUCAAUUGAAAAUGUGUCAAGAUUUGUCAUGCAUUUUCGUGCGACACGGUCAUCACGAAGGAAGCAGUUUCUAAUGCGGGUGAAUGUUGUGCAGACGCAAUACGAAUACAAUAUUGAUGAAAUACGACAGGUCGUGUCUACGAAGCUUUGUACGAGCAGACAAAGAAAGAGCCGCUCAACAAGCGGGAUAUCACCGACGGUUACUACGAUCACCUGCAGUACAUGAUCCAUCCGGAGCGGGAGACGAACCCCAACCUGGUGCAAACAAGGGGCGACGUUGUGGACCAGACCGCCGAGAGGAGGAAAACGUUGGAGGUCGCGGCGAAAUUGUAACUGCGCGAAGAGGCCGAGGUCGUGGUCAAUGUGCUCUUACAAGAAGUGAUGACCCUCAUGAUCCUCUAUACCGUUAUUUCAAUGUUGGCCCCUUCGUCCCAUAACGAUAAUGUAUGUUGAUCUGCCCUAAACCAUAUUUUCAAGAGUCUUCUCUAUCUUUCGAUGCGACAGGUGAGUAGUAUACGUGAAGUUGUUGGUCCACUGCUGGCUCUCACCCAAUUCUACAAUUUUGUAAUUCGACUUCACAACCAUUUUCCAGCGCUAGCAGUGGUAACUUUAUUUUCACGGAAACAUCAAAGCGCCGGGUUUCGAUUUUUACCUCCCAAAAAAUACGUAGACAAACAGAUUUGUAGUGUACCUGUCUACUUUCACUUUGUAUCAACGAUCUUAAUACAAAAUGUAAAUGUAGUGCCCAAUCAACAGGAGAUUAAUAUCAUCUUCACAAACAAUUUUUACAUGAGUAGGAGCACAGUACUACACGUUUCAAAUCCAUAUAGAGGUUCACGGUGAAUGGCAGCAAAUAUUUUUAGCACCUCUCGAUAUUAUAAGAAUAAGGUGGGUCAACAUCUUCCUGUAAAAUCUGUAUAUAUCCUAGUAUCUGUAUCAACCACCUUCCCGGACACACCUCAACUCACGAUUUACGUAGUCGUAGCCCAGUGCAGUUGUUGAACCGAAAUUUUGUGUACGAUGGCCAGACAACACGAAAAUAUAUGCCCAAGAACGACCUUCUCUUGAGAAAAUGUCCAGCGCAUUUUAUCAUGCCGCAUGGUAUUUAUCUUGCUUCUCCGAGGGAACGUUGUUGUUUACGACGGGAGCUGUUCGUUGUGUACGGCCGAACCAUUUCAAAAGCGAAAAGUUACCGAGUAAAGACCUUCCGAGAGAGCAGAAGCCAAAAGUCCGAGAGAG
Messenger RNA from Amoebophrya sp. A120, 5978 nucleotides. Lineage: Eukaryota; Dinophyceae; Syndiniales; Amoebophryaceae. The record is from the annotation of a GenBank genome assembly.